Molecule: messenger RNA, 1221 nt
Organism: Phycodurus eques (leafy seadragon)
Lineage: Eukaryota; Metazoa; Chordata; Actinopteri; Syngnathiformes; Syngnathidae
Product: CMP-N-acetylneuraminate-beta-galactosamide-alpha-2,3-sialyltransferase 1-like
Exons: 8
Coding region: 217-1146 (309 amino acids)
Molecular function (GO): beta-galactoside (CMP) alpha-2,3-sialyltransferase activity
Source: RefSeq, a predicted model, not a curated record
UUGCCACUCCUCCUGACAUCUUGCCCAAAUACUACGAAGUCCUUUCAACAGUUGGCUGUGGGACCUGGCGGACUCGUAUUUAGACCAGGAUGUAUGCUGCUUCUCGCCCAAAGUCUGUUGAAAUCAGCUCCAAAUAACCUGUGGUCCUAGUGAGGAUAAGCGCUAUGAAAAAUGAGUGGAUGAAAUAAAAUAUUGAAACUGAAUGUAACCACAAGAAUGAAGAGGAGUUCUGAAUUGAAGUUGCUUGUUGUGCUGCUAAUUGUCAUAAACCUAUGCAUGUUUUUGCACGAUUCUCUGCCAGAGUACUUUUUGUAUGCAAAUGAAAGAGAGGAUGACCCCUGGUUCACGCAACACUUCGACAAAGCCGUCGAACCUUUUUUAACCGUGGAACACAAACUUUCAAUGCAUGCUUUCAAAUGGUGGAAGCAGUUGCAGCCGAUGGACAGGCAGAGCUUCGAUUACUACCAAACGGUAGUUGACGCCUUGUUGAAGACGCUUCCGGCCAUCUCGAAGGGAGCAGAACCAGAGCGCUGCAGGAUGUGUGCAGUGGUGGGCAAUUCUGCUAAUUUGAAAGACAGUCGUUAUGGACAUCUGAUAGAUAUCCAUGAUGUGGUGCUGAGAAUGAACAAGAGUCCCAUCAAAGGCUACGAAGAAGACGUGGGCACCAAAACCACACACCAUCUCAUGUAUCCGGAGAGUGCCACAGACUUAGACAAUAUCACUCAUCUUGUGCUGUUACCUUUCAAGAUCAUGGACAUGGUGUGGCUCCAGAAAGCCCUCACGACAGGUUUUCGAGGAGAGACAUACAAGCCAGUUAGGGCCACCAUUCAGGUGAACAAGAGUCUGGUGAUGGUGCUCAACCCAGGCUUCAUAGCGUAUGUUCAUCGAGUGUGGCUGAGAAGAAGAACUGGGUAUCCCUCCACAGGCUUCUUGGCUGUGAUUCUCGCCCUCCACAUGUGUGAAGAGGUUCAUGUUUUUGGUUAUGGAGGAGACAGAGAUGGAAACUGGAGUCACUACUGGGAAAAACUCAAGAAUCCAAACUUGGGAACCGGAUUGCACUAUGGAAAACAGGAGUACCAUUUGAUCCAAAAGCUGGCCGACCGAAAAAAAAUCAAGUUAUUUAAAAGGUUUUUUACAAAAUCUUAAAAAACAACCCUCAAUUUUUGCCAUUGUGAAAAAGUUAUUUUCAAUAAAACAAGAUGGAUAUUUUUUUGUUCUUUA